This is a messenger RNA of Acomys russatus (golden spiny mouse), 993 nucleotides long. RefSeq names its product gonadotropin releasing hormone 1 (gene Gnrh1). The transcript is spliced from 3 exons. The record is from RefSeq and is a predicted model, not a curated record. Gene Ontology annotation, biological process: multicellular organism development. Bases 666 to 944 code for a protein of 92 amino acids. NCBI's taxonomy places the organism in Eukaryota, Metazoa, Chordata, Mammalia, Rodentia, Muridae. Gene Ontology annotation, molecular function: gonadotropin hormone-releasing hormone activity. Gene Ontology annotation, cellular component: extracellular region.
UUCUUAGAUUAGUAACAACCCUAUGAUCGCCUGAUUUAUAUGGUUCCUUUUACAGAGUCACAGGUGCUAAGACUGGCUCCCAGGCACUCUGCCUCAGCUUUCUGUAUUUACCGUCUAACUUCCCUGAGAAAGUUUUCAUGUGUAUGCUUAGCUUCAUCUAACCCAAGACAUCAAUUUUCCUUGAACUCUGUAUAGGGCUACCAGCUUCCUCAGGGGAAGGCAACAUGGCUGGAUUUUAAUCCGCUAGAAUGGUGGCUUCAGCUGUGAAAGUUUUAGCUAAGAUUUUAAUGACCAGGUUUAAGUAAAUGUAACAGACAGAUCAGCAGGUGUUCCAGUUACAUUCUCCAUUAAAAGGCUUUUUGUGAGGGUUUAAAAGAUAAAAAUUAAAACUGCGGUCUGCACUGCACUGUGCCUGGGCCUCGUCAUUUCACCAGCGGGGAAGACUUCAGUGUCCUAGAAAAAAAAGUCAUAUAAAAAGGAAAGAAAGUAGGAGAACAGAAGCAUUGCAGCACCCCACCCAUCAGAGGAAGCUUGAUAGCGCUUUGGCUUUCAGAUUCGAACAGGUAAAAUUCUUUCCAUUUCUGGCACUAGUCUCAUGUUGCAUUCUUCAUUUUCACUCACUGAAAGUCUGGGUCUGUCAUGGUUGUGUCUUGGCACCCCUUAGAAUGAAGAUGAACCCCAAACUUACAGCUGCUGUUGUUCUGCUGACUCUGUGCUUGGAAGGCUGCUCCAGUCAGCACUGGUCCUAUGGAUUGCGCCCUGGAGGAAAGAGAAACGCUGAACACUUGGUUGAUACUUUCCAAGAGAUGGGCAAAGAGGUGGAUCAAAUGGCAGAACCCGAGCACUUUGAAUGCACUGUCCAUUGGCCCCGUUCACCCCUCAGGGACCUGCGAGGAGCUCUGGAAAGUUUGAUUGAAGAGGAAACCAGACAGAAGAAGAUGUAAAUGAGUUGGCCCAGAAGGAUCCACAGCACUUGAGUAUAACAUUGACAUU